This is a messenger RNA of Exaiptasia diaphana, 2139 nucleotides long. RefSeq names its product proton myo-inositol cotransporter. NCBI's taxonomy places the organism in Eukaryota, Metazoa, Cnidaria, Anthozoa, Actiniaria, Aiptasiidae. Gene Ontology annotation, biological process: transmembrane transport. Gene Ontology annotation, cellular component: membrane. The coding region runs from base 75 to 1754 and encodes 559 amino acids. The record is from RefSeq and is a predicted model, not a curated record. Gene Ontology annotation, molecular function: myo-inositol:proton symporter activity. The transcript has 5 exons.
CUCCAGAAGACCAAAGGUUCGAUGCUACUACCCUCUGAUCUAGUAGCCUCUCUCGAUGAAUUUUCAACUCGAAAAUGGCUCAUUCAUCAACGGAUAACCCCAACAGUUUACAAAGUGACAAAGAAGAAUCAAGCGAGAGAGAAGUAUUGAUAUCUCACACAAGAGCAAGUUCAAACUUUUACGUCUAUCUUCUUACCUGUUUCGCCGCUAUAGGUGGAUUUCUGUUUGGAUACGAUACCGGAGUGGUUUCAGGGGCUAUGCUGCUACUCAAAACUGAAUUCUCUCUAUCUCAGGAAUGGCAAGAGCUUGUAGUCAGCAUAACAAUUGGAACGGCCAUUUUUGGUGCGGUGGUGGCCGGCUACAUAACUGACAAGCUUGGACGAAGGCCUUUUUUAUGGAUUUGUUCGGCUAUUUUCACUGCUGGUGCAGUGUUGAUGGCUGUUGCGGAAUCAAGAGAUAUUCUCGUGUUAGGAAGAGCCAUUGUAGGCUUAGGAAUAGGAGGGGCUUCAAUGACUGUUCCAUUAUACAUAGCUGAAACUACACCUGCUUCAGUUCGAGGUAAAUUAGUCACAAUGAACAAUGGAUUCAUCACAGGAGGACAGUUUGUGGCUUCAAUUAUUGAUGGGAUUUUUGCAAAUGUGCAUCAGGGUUGGAGAUACAUGCUAGGAUUGGCUGCUGUCCCAUCAUUAAUCUUAUUUAUUGGAUGUAUAUUUCUACCUGAAAGUCCAAGAUGGCUAAUCAAGCACAAUCAUUUGGGUGCAGCAAGAAAAGCAUUAAAGAAACUGAGAGGGACUAUACACAUUGAAGAAGAAGUACAGGGAAUUAUUGCUGUCUGCCAAGAGGAAGAAACAUUAGCUACAGAACAAGGCAAACAAAACUGUGUUAGCAUUUUAAAAGACCCAACAGCAAGGCGAGCACUACUACUUGGAUGUAUGUUGCAGGCUGUGCAGCAACUCAGUGGAAUCAACACUUUGAUGUAUUACAGUGCCACCAUUAUCGUUAUGUCAGGCAUUGGUACGGAUAACCUUGCAAUAUGGUUAGCUGCUGCUGUUGCUUUUGGUAAUUUUCUCUUCACGAUUGUCGGAAUGUUCCUUGUUGAGAAAAUCGGCCGUCGCAAACUUCUGCUUGGAAGUCUGGCACUAGUAACAUUAAGCUUGUUUUUGAUUGGUGGAGCAUUCUACUUGAUUGACAUAAAUGAUCCCAAGGUAACAUUUCAUGAGCAGGCAAGUCACUGUACAUCAUUGGACAGCUGCAUGCAAUGUGUGGCCAAAGAAGACUGUGGGUUUUGCUAUAACCAGAAUUCACAUGGUUAUUUCACGAAUGGUUCCUGCACCUUUACGAACCUUUCGUCACACCGUGCAUUGUCCGGUAGAUGUAGUAACGGCCAGCAAGCCAAGUGGGCAUACUCGACAUGCCCUUCACACUUUGCUGUGUUUUCUUUUGUUGGAAUGAUUUUAUACAUUGCUUCGUUUGCUCCUGGGAUGGGACCCAUGCCUUGGACUCUCAAUUCAGAGAUUUUUCCACUAUGGGCAAGAAGCAAAGGCAUAGCUAGUGCAACUGCAGUGAACUGGAUUUGUAAUCUCAUAAUAGCAUUGACAUUUCUCAAUUUAAUGGAGUGGAUUACACGCUAUGGAGCGUUCUGGCUCUACGGUAGUAUAGCWUUUGCUGGAUGGGUGUUUUUUUAUUUUAUGGUUCCAGAGACUAAAGGCAAAUCUCUUGAACAGCUUGAAACUAUUAUGGCACCUAAACGAUGAGACGCGAACUGGGAAUUACGUUGGGCGUGUAUUUGAAUGGUUUGAUCAGAAGCCCAUUACUAGGAGCAUGUCCUUGUGCAGAAGUGGCACAGCAUUUCAUGACGUGUCUCUUUUUUAGAUAUUUUUUCAGUCGUCAUUUCUCUUUCACUGUCGUUUGCCAUGUUGUUAAAUUUUAUUUUUAUUUUGGUUUCCCGCGGAUUUCCCGCUUGCUCGUAAUAUCUGAAGGGAUUGAUAAUUGGUCGAGAAAAAUCCAAACGUGUACAUGUCCUGAUUGAAAACGCUAUGAGCAAACCCAAUGCUCAACACGGCCACUCCUUGUAAUGGGCUCCUGGUUUAAUGAAUGAAUAAACAAAUGAAUGGAUAUAGGAAGAGGUGGGGUUGAAAA